AUGAAUUCUCCACCUGAGCCUUGGCGCUUGUUUGCUGGGCGUCUUGCUGAGAUCUGUGAUGCCCAAAAGGAGCUGUGCAAGGCUCGACAGGCUCGACAGGCUCGACGCGAGUGCUUCGGGGCCUUCAGGGCCCUCCGAAAAGAGGAGGGAGUAGCCAGUCGCAUCAAAAGUCUUGAAGAGGAGCAAAGAGAGUUGGUGGAAUACCAACAGUUGGAGAAGCAGCGCCGCUGCUUGGAGUACGAGCUGACGGAUCGGGACUGGCGCACGGCACAGGAGCGUAUCGAGAGUUUGGAGGCACAAAAACGUGAGGUCGCCGCACAACUUCACAAGGUGCAGCGCGACACCUCGGAGCUGCGCACCUCGCUGGAGGAUGCGGAGACGGAGGUGCAGCGCGCUGCCACAGAGAAACAACGUGUGUCGGCCGAACACGAAGAGGUGGAACGGCUGCGCGCUCAGCAGCUGGAUGAGUUGACCCGAGCAAAGUUGGAGCUGAACGAUGAGCAGAUGCGCGCCAAGGAUGCACUGAAGACUGAAGAGGAACUGAAAACCGAGGUGCAGAAGACUGAACCCGACUGA
Messenger RNA from Cladocopium goreaui, 576 nucleotides. The record is from the annotation of a GenBank genome assembly. NCBI's taxonomy places the organism in Eukaryota, Dinophyceae, Suessiales, Symbiodiniaceae.